AAAAGCCGCCUUUUUUUCAUAUUCCUUUUUUGCUUUCUUUUCAUUUGACCUUUUCCCGAUUCAUUUGUACAGCUUUUUCUUCCCCAAUUUUUUUCCUGUUACAGAGAGAAAAAAGACAUGAAUGGAGUCGCUCCGCCGAGGAGUAUGGGUUCCGAUGGUGGCGCAGUUGAAAAUACGCCGUUUCUCCGGAUGUAUCAGACCUGGAAAGGCAGUAAUAAAUUUUGUCUUCAAGGAAGGUUCAUAUUUGGGCCUGAUGUGAGAUCACUCUUUAUGACUAUCUUCCUUAUAGUUGCCCCAGUUGCUGUGUUUUGCGUAUUUGUUGCGAGGAAACUUGUAGAUGACUUUGCUGGUCAUUGGGGGUGGUCUAUCAUGGUCGUAGCUGUUGUUUUUACACUAUAUGUUUUAGUCCUGCUUCUACUGACAUCUGCAAGAGAUCCUGGUAUUAUUCCUCGCAAUCCUCAUCCUCCAGAGCUAGAGAACUUUGAAGGAAGUAUUCAAACUGGACCUGGUCAAACUCCACAAUUACGUUUGCCCCGCAUCAAGGACGUGAACGUCAAUGGAAUAACUGUAAAAGUCAAAUAUUGUGAUACCUGCAUGCUAUAUAGGCCUCCGCGGUGUUCUCACUGUUCAAUUUGCAAUAACUGCGUGGAACGAUUUGACCAUCACUGUCCCUGGGUUGGGCAAUGUAUUGGAUUGAGGAAUUACCGCUUCUUCUUCAUGUUUGUAUUCUCAACAACCCUUCUUUGCUUGUACGUCCAUGGCUUCUGCUGGGUCUAUAUUAGAAGGAUCAUGGAUGGUGAGCAAACCAACAUCUGGAAAGCAAUGGCCAAGACUCCUGCCUCCAUUGUGUUGAUCGGUUAUACAUUCAUAUCAGUCUGGUUUGUUGGUGGCUUGUCUGUCUUCCAUCUUUAUCUCAUUGGCACAAACCAGUCUACAUAUGAGAAUUUUAGAUAUCGAUAUGAUCGGCGGGUCAAUCCUUUUGACAAAGGUGUAAUCCAUAACUUCUUAGAGAUAUUCUGCACCAGUAUUCCUCCUUCCAGGAACAAAUUCAGGGAGAGAGUGCAGAGAGAACCUGGGAUACCAGCUCGUGAAGUGGCUGGUGGUUUUGUUAGUCCGAACUUGGAGAAAACAAUGAGCGACUUAGAAAUGGGAAGGAAGCCAGGUUGGCAUGAGACUGCAACAGGAACUGAUGAUUUUGAAGAACAACCUAGAAAUGAUAAUCAGUUAGAUAAGGAUGAAGAACUCUUGGCUGCAUCCCCAGAGCUAAGCAACACCACCUUGGCUGAAGGGCGUAGUAUCCUACAUCCUAGGCGCUCUAGUUGGGGAAGAAGAAGUGGAACUUUGAAUAUACCGCCUGACGUAAUUGCCAUGGCAUCUGAAAUUGGAGAGUCUAAUCGGACGACUGUCAGUGAUAGUGCUUACCGGAUUGACAAUCAGCAAUAGUAUGUUGUUUAAAUUAUUGUAGAACAACUGACAAAGUCAAAGGAGAUCCUGUCCCGUCCGAGGAUGGGAUCAGGUUAUCCUUGAGGAGGUGUGCUGUUGUGUGUAUAAUUCUAUUUUCUUCUACGUUUAGUUUUCUUUUGUUGAAA
This is a messenger RNA of Solanum stenotomum, 1589 nucleotides long. Its product is annotated as probable protein S-acyltransferase 7. The transcript has 5 exons. The record is from RefSeq and is a predicted model, not a curated record. Gene Ontology annotation, biological process: protein targeting to membrane; peptidyl-L-cysteine S-palmitoylation. Lineage: Eukaryota; Viridiplantae; Streptophyta; Magnoliopsida; Solanales; Solanaceae. Gene Ontology annotation, cellular component: Golgi apparatus; endoplasmic reticulum. Gene Ontology annotation, molecular function: protein-cysteine S-palmitoyltransferase activity. Bases 118 to 1443 code for a protein of 441 amino acids.